Molecule: messenger RNA, 2573 nt
Organism: Rhineura floridana
Lineage: Eukaryota; Metazoa; Chordata; Lepidosauria; Squamata; Rhineuridae
Gene: LITAF
Product: lipopolysaccharide induced TNF factor
Exons: 4
Coding region: 726-1202 (158 amino acids)
Biological process (GO): regulation of cytokine production
Molecular function (GO): zinc ion binding
Source: RefSeq, a predicted model, not a curated record
AUUUGGACCCUGGGCCCAACUCAUCUCCUUUCCAAUGCUCUUCGCAGCUCUCACCCCGUUCACAUGGGAAGCGGCCUUAUCCUGAGUUGGACCUUCCGUCCAUCUAGCUCAGCGGUGUCAACUGGCAGAGGCUGUCCAAGGUUUCGGCAGGGAAUCUUCAAGGGCAACACAAGCAGCGGGAAUGUGCAGAGUGCCUCUGGACUAAGUACAACAGUAGGUGGCUGGGAUCUCGCUCACGCUGCAGCAUGCCCAGGCUGUCGUAGGAAGCUGCCUUAUACGGAAGCAGAGCGUUGGUCCAUCAAUCAAUACUGUCUACGCUGAACUUCCCGGAAGUGAGUGCUCAGCUGGUGACUGUCUCUGAGAGAUCUCUGCCUCAGAGGAAGCUUUUUUCAGGUUAAAAGCCAGUUAAAAGGAAACUUUGACUGGCUUAAAUGUUCUCCAAGGUAUAGGAGAACCGAUCAGAUUCUCCACAAGACUUCGUUGAGCUGUCGGCGGCUGGAAUUGAUCAGGAAAUUCCUGAGAUAAGAAGCCAUGCCGAUCGGCUGAAGACGGAGUCAGGACUUCCAUGCAAGCUGUACUGGGAUAAAGCGAAGCGUUUUUUUUCCUUCAAAAAAAAAAACGUCCUUAACCAGCGAGCCUACUUCUGUCUAAAUCUUAUCAUUUGGCUUAAAUUACUACAAUAAAAGGGAUUUGUUUACGAAUCAGCAACUGAGAAACCUGGAAAAAUGGCUGCUCCUCCAUCGGCUCCUGCUUUCCCUGCGCCCACACCUCCAUCUUAUGCGGAGACGACCGGAAUCAACAUCUCUGCCCCAUACCCAUACCCAUAUCCUGUCCCAGGCUAUGGGGCUGGGCCGACUAUGAAAGAUGGGCAGCCCCCCCCGUACCCCACGCAGCCCUACACCACGCAGCCCGGAGCCUUGCCAGGACCUCCCCCAGCUGCUGUUCAGGCGGUUUAUGUCCAGCAACCGUUGGUCUUCCAUGACCGUCCCGUGCAGAUGUGCUGCGCGUCGUGCAACAAAAUGAUCGUGACGCGCCUCUCGCACAACGCAGGGGCGUUGACCUGGGUGGUUUGCGGCAGCCUCUGUGUGCUGGGGUGCGUGGCUGGCUGUUGCCUCAUCCCCUUUUGCGUGGAUGCCCUUCUAGACGUGGACCACUAUUGCCCUCACUGCAAUGCUCUUCUUGGCACCUACAGGCGUCUCUGAGCAACUUCAGGCAUGCGGUUUUAAAAGAGGGAGUCAUGCCUUCUCAGAGAGCCCUUUCUGAGUUUACGGAAAUUAUUUUCAUGCUGUGAUUUUUUUUUUUUUUUUUUGCCUCUGAAGAUGUGUUUUUUAGAAGACUCAACCUUUGGGAAAAUGUAUACCACUUCUUGGCCAAUCUCUCUUCAAAAUGUAUGCCUCUGAAUGUAUCCUGAAACAAUGCUGGCAGAAGUCAGUUCCGUUUAUUUUAUUUUUUUGCAUCAAGAGGUGUUGCCGUGGAAAACCUCAAUCACAUGGAUGUGUACAGGAUAAGGCCUUUCAUGCAGCCUGAAGGGAUUCUUGAUUCCAGUAUUUGUUCUCCCUGGCCACUUCCUUAAGUGUUGAUCUCUGUUAAACAUCCUGUUUUUUAAGGUUGCUUUUAAAUCUAUUGGUGAGGACUGUGUUGCGAAAUGAGGCACAUCAGAGCUUCUGUAACAAUUGACUUAAAAGUUGGAGACCAGAUUUUUUAUUUUUUUGGGAGGGGGGAGAUCCUCCGAGCCCCAUGUUGUCCCUUAUCUUCAGAGAGGGACUGGUAAGUCCCUUGCUAUCUGAGAUGGGGCACUUUUCUAAUCACAAAACAAUCUUGCUGAUUUUGUAUUAACCUAGAGAUUUGUAAGUUCUUCAUGGAGCAUUGCAAAGAUUUUGAAGCUUUUAAAAGUAUUGCCAAGAUGAAAAUGUGUAAAAAUAGCUUCCUGCGAUAUAGGGCCAGAAUUUUGUCUUUCUGAUCAAAGUAAUUGUUCUGCUACGAGUCAGACGGUAGAAGUGAGAGUCUUGAGUCUCAAACGGCUCAGAUAUUUUCCCAUCUCUUUAGCAGUUUGGCACGAGCAGGUUCUGAUGUAUCUUCUAACCUUGGGAAUGAUAUAGAUAACUGAUGCUGUGAAUGUUGAGGCUAGAUUCUCAGUUGGGGUGGCUAAUGGAAAUAUUCUGCCCCAGUGAUCCAACUGGAGGGAAUUUGUGUUUUUUUUGCACCCACUGGAAUUUUGCAUAAGCCUACUGGCACAGAUGCCAAAUGAGUUAAUUGCAAGUGCCCUUUUGAAGAUGCAACCACAAUUAAGAUGCUUGAACCAACUUCUGUUCUGAAUUAAAGGCAUGACCCAGCGGAGAGAGCUGAAGGCUGCCUGCAUGGACUGGAGGUAGCGUAGGUGUUGUGGUGUUGCUUAAAGACUCCAGCAAUGCUUGUGUGGAUCUGGACAAGUUAUCUACACCAAGGCAAGGUUCAGCCAGGUGUUGGAGCGUCAUAAAUUCAGACAUUGGCUUGCAUUGUGCAGUUUGAACCUGACAGCUGUCUUGCCCUUCUUAAAUUUUAAAUAAAAUUGUUCAUCUUGUAAGACAACAUAA